Messenger RNA from Tetrahymena thermophila SB210, 618 nucleotides. RefSeq lists its product as hypothetical. The record is from RefSeq and is a predicted model, not a curated record. Lineage: Eukaryota; Ciliophora; Oligohymenophorea; Hymenostomatida; Tetrahymenidae. The transcript has 2 exons.
AUGUACCAUUCAACAACUCAAACUUUCGCUCCUUUGGCAAGCACAGUAAGAAUUAUUCCUUAAUCACCAGUGAUUCUUGGAAAUUAACCUAUUGAAAGCUUACAAUAAUCUGCUAUGCCUCAAUAGCAUCCUUACAUUGAUAAUUAAUCAGGUCUUAGGGAAAAUGAAAAGCUUCAUUAAAUUAGAGUCUAAGCAGCAAGAAUCCAAAAAUUAGAAGAAAGAAUUUCCCUCUUACUUGAAGAAAAUUAAAAGCAAGAAUCUGUUGUUAAUUUUAAACAACAAGAAUCUGUUUAAUGGCAAGAAAAUUAUAACAGUUUGCGCGAUGAUUUUUUAAAGAAAUCAAAUUAAAUGAACCAACUUGAAGAAGAAAUCGAUUAAAUUUUGAAGAAAUAAUCUAAGCUUGUAGAUGAUAUUGAAAAAAAUGAACAAGAUAUCCGUAAUUUGCAUAACGAAAUAUAUGCUAAAAAUGAAGAUAUCCAUUACUGGAAAGAUCGUUCAAAUUAAGCUCUUUCUGCACAAGCAAAAAUUGCAGAACUAGAAAAGCAAAUAGAUAUAUUGACUAAAGAAAAUUCAAAACUUAAUAAAUUGUUAAUGCAAAGUAACGACUAUACAUAAUGA